Molecule: messenger RNA, 906 nt
Organism: Mirounga angustirostris (Northern elephant seal)
Lineage: Eukaryota; Metazoa; Chordata; Mammalia; Carnivora; Phocidae
Gene: TM4SF5
Product: transmembrane 4 L six family member 5
Exons: 5
Coding region: 1-906 (301 amino acids)
Cellular component (GO): membrane
Source: RefSeq, a predicted model, not a curated record
AUGUGCACUGGAAAGUGUUCCCGCUUCGUGGGGCUCUCCCUCAUCCCCCUGUCCCUGACCUGCAUCGUGGCCAACACCCUCUUGCUGGUGCCUCAGGGCAAGACCACCUGGACCAACACCAGAGACCUCAGCUUGCAAGUCUGGCUCAUGGCUGGCUUCCUGGGCGGGGGCCUGAUGGUGCUGUGUCCGGGCAUCGCAGCGGUUCGGGCAGGGGGCAAAGGCUGUUGCGGUGCGGGCUGCUGUGGAAAUCGUUGCAGGAUGCUGCGCUCCAUCUUCUCCUCGGCCGUCGGGGUGCUGGGGGCCAUCUACUGCCUCUCGGUGUCGGGAGCCGGGCUCCGAAUUGGACCCAAAUGCUUAAUGGACCGCCGGUGGGACUACCACUUCAGAGACACCGCAGGCUCUUACUUGCAGAACCGGACUCUGUGGGAUUUGUGCGUGGAGCCGCCUGGCGUGGUCUCCUGGCAUGUGACGCUCUUCUCGCUGCUGGUGGCCGCCUCGUGCCUGGAGAUGGUGCUGUGCGGGGUGCAGCUGGUGAACGCCACCCUCGGGGUCCUCUGCGGCGAUUGCAGGAAGAAGGAGGUGGGGCGGCGAGGGCGGGAGCUGGAGCGAGAGGCUCCGUGCUCCCUGGCUGCGUCCUCACCUUCUCUUUUCCGCAGGGCGCCCCUCGCUGAGGCUGCGCUGACCCGCCUGCCCGCUCCUGGACGCGCGCCUGGCCCACCCCGCCCUGGAAAUAAACCUUUGAACCCUCGUGCGCGUCUCACACGGUGCCUUCAGUGGCCUGCCGGGACGCCUGAGCCCAAACCCGACUUUGGGCCUGGCCCAGUGUCGGGCUGGGAGGAAGGCAAGGAGACGCAGUUUCCUACCCCUGAAACAAGCCAGACCAGAGCCAAGACAGAGAAGCUUUAA